AUGAUUCCUGAACAUUUAGUUAAAGAAGAUUACAAUAAAGUUAUUAAGGUUAGUGCUCUCAAGGUUGAGAAUAAGCAAAUUAAUGAAGUUAUGAAUGGAGUCAAAGAUUAGUUCUUAGAUAUAUAAAAUGUCAAAAGAAUUGUUCCAUUUAAAAAUGAGAAGGGAGUUGACAAUAAUUUAAAACUCAUUCUAUUGCAAGAAUGCUUGAAGAAAGAUUCUUUUGAUUCAAAAUGGCCAGAAGCCUUAAAAAAAAAGGUUUAAGACUUUGGAUUAGAAAUUGUAGAUUAUGAAGUAAAUAUCGGAUUCGAUAACAUUCCUGUCAAUGAAAUUUUAGAAAAAAUAAUACCUGCUGAAAUUGGAGUACCUACUGGAUAUGAAACUGUAGGUCACAUUGCUCACUUUAACUUAAAACCAUAGUAAUACCCCUAUAAGCAUUUGAUUGGUCAAGUAAUAAUUGAAAAGUUUAAAAAUAUAAAGACUGUAGUUAAUAAAUUAGAUAAAUUACACAAUGUAUACAGAACUCCUGAGUUAGAAAUUAUGGCAGGAGAAAAUAAACUUGAAACUGAACAUAAAGAAGAUAAAUGUAUUUUUAAGUUAGACUUUGAAAAAGUAUACUUUUGCAGUAGACUUUAAACUGAAAGAGAUAGAGUAUUGAAACUUAUUAAGCCUAACGAAACAGUAUUGGAUCUUUUUUGUGGUGUUGGACCAUUAGCAAUCAGAGCUGCUAAAAUGGGAUGCAAGGUUAUCUGCAACGAUCUUAAUCCUCACUGCUAUGAUUAUUUACUAAUCAAUAGAGAAAAAAAUAACGUUGAAGAUAAAACUUUAUGCUUUAAUAAUGAUGCUCGUAAAGUAGUCGAUAUCUUAGUUAGUAAAGAAGAAUAUAAAAAAUAUCCUUCUGAAUUCCAUCAUUUUGAUCAUGUUUACAUGAAUUUACCUGUUGACAAUAUUGAGUUUUGUGAUGUAUUCUAAGGUUUGCUUAAAAAGGGUAGCCCAGAAGUUUGGAAUGAAAAUAAUCUACCAAUGAUCCAUGCAACAGGAUUUGUUUCUGGAGAAGAAGAAGACGAAUGUAAAUAGCUAAUUGAAGAGAGAGCUAAAUAAAUUCUUCCUCAUUUCAAGAAAGAGCAUAUUGAACAUUUUAAUAUCAUCAAAAAUGUUACUGCAACCAAAAAAAUGUUUUGUAUUUCAUUUAAAUUAAGCGUAGAAGAUGCCAACGAUGAGCCUUCUAAAGGCUAUACAUAUGUAACUCCUGAAAGAGAAGCAGAGUCAUAUCCCAUUGUCAAGGACUUUGGCAAAAAUGCAACCAAAAAAAUUAAAAAAGAUUGA
Molecule: messenger RNA, 1323 nt
Organism: Tetrahymena thermophila SB210
Lineage: Eukaryota; Ciliophora; Oligohymenophorea; Hymenostomatida; Tetrahymenidae
Product: tRNA (guanine(37)-N1)-methyltransferase, putative
Exons: 3
Biological process (GO): tRNA N1-guanine methylation
Cellular component (GO): cytoplasm
Source: RefSeq, a predicted model, not a curated record